Messenger RNA from Oncorhynchus kisutch (coho salmon), 1167 nucleotides. RefSeq names its product C-type lectin domain family 4 member E-like. The record is from RefSeq and is a predicted model, not a curated record. NCBI's taxonomy places the organism in Eukaryota, Metazoa, Chordata, Actinopteri, Salmoniformes, Salmonidae. The transcript has 7 exons. Bases 352 to 1029 code for a protein of 225 amino acids.
AUGGUCAUCAGUGCGGUAAAGAGUUUGAGCGAUAACGAAGGCUGCGGAAACAACCAACAUUUCUCACAAAGUGAUAGGCUGAAAGGUUGCACUUGUCACUAUUUGUUGUCCUGCAGCUGUCAUGUUCUAUCACUCGGUUAGAUGAUCCUGUCAGGUCUAUGUUCCUGUUUGAAGGUGGUUGGAUACUCAACAUUAUAUCAACUGCAGUGGACCAGAGACAGAGCUCAUAGAGGUACCAGGUGAAGUCACACAUCAGAGCUACUAACCAACUACUUGUCAGUACAGUUGGAAUCAUACAGUAGAUAUUACCAUUACAAGUCAGUUAGAAAGGUUAUCAAACAGUUAGUUAAGAUGGAUGACUACGUCAACAAAGAGGUUGUUGAAAUUGACAAGGUUAUUGAAGAAAACCAGAAUGGAGCAAUGAGGAGAGUGACAACUGAGACACAUCCCUCAGGACCUGACGGUUCAGGGAGAAGACUCUACGGGAUGGUUGCUGUAAGCUUUGGGAUGCUGUGUGUUAUACAAGUCGCUCUCAACAUCUCCCAUCGACUAGAAUCAGACUGUCUGACUGAAGAGAGAGACCAGCAACAGAGGGAGAAAGAUGAUUUUAUGGAAAAGUUCUCUAAUCCGGGCUGGAACAAGUUUGACUCCUGUUGGUACUUCGUCUCUUCUGAGAGAAAAACCUGGAGUGAGAGCAGACAGGACUGUGUGGAGAGAGGAGCAGACCUGGUGAUCGUAAACAGCAGAGAGAAACAGAGAUUUCUAUUUGCCCUCAACAAGAGAGCCUGGAUCGGUCUGACUGACAGAGAGACUGAGGGGUCCUGGAAAUGGGUUGACGGCACACCACUGGUAACAAGGUACUGGACAAUCGACCAGCCUAAUAAUGGUGGAAGUGUUUCAACCUUUCCGGGGGAGGACUGUGCUGUACUAAGAAAAGGACAAGACCAGCCUGAAAAUACAUGGAAUUAUAUAAAUUGUGCAGUAAAAAGUAUCUGUAUUUGUGAGUUGUGUAACAAUAACCUCCUGUAACUACCCAUCCACCAUCUCCCCUUCUCUCUCUCUAUGACUCUCUCUGACUCGCCCUCUCUCAUUCUGUCUCCAUCCUUACUUGUUUGUUUCAUUCUGAACAUAUGAAUAAAAUUCCCAUUUACUUCCUGGGAUGCAUUA